Messenger RNA from Siniperca chuatsi (mandarin fish), 4037 nucleotides. Its product is annotated as signal-regulatory protein beta-2-like. Gene Ontology annotation, biological process: response to bacterium. Bases 2320 to 3420 code for a protein of 366 amino acids. Lineage: Eukaryota; Metazoa; Chordata; Actinopteri; Centrarchiformes; Sinipercidae. The transcript is spliced from 7 exons. The record is from RefSeq and is a predicted model, not a curated record.
CAAGUUGCAAAGUCAGUCUUAUCCAAAUAUUUGGGUAAAAUAUGAGCAAUAUGUGGUAUUUUUAUGAUUUUUCAGAUUUUCUAUCCAUGGUGGUAGCGUUGUUACUGACUAGGAGAUGUACUGUACCAUCAAAACAUUCUGCAACAAAUUGUAUAUAUUGACUGAAAGUACUUUUUUCUUUCGAUACCUUUGAUUAAGUAAUUUUCAAAUUUUAAAUGUGUUCAUUGAGAAAAAAAACUCAAUAUUUUUUCUAACCUUUCUUUAAACAACUAAACUCAGCUAGUCAAGAUUAUUUAAACCUGCUUCCAAUAACAAUCCACUGGUCUUACUACUGUAGUUUUUCUGGAACCAUUUUUUCAUUUUCUUGAUUAUGGUGGACAAAUCAGGACCAAGGAAUUAAAGGUUAAAACAAAUUCUGUGAAGAAUACUUAUUCUUUUUUAUUCUAAAAUUGUCUUUACAUAGUUUUUAUUGAUCCUCUUAUUUUUCCUUUGAUCUCUCAGCAACACGGAUGAUAAGAGCAUUGACAAAAUCUCCUUUAUAUUAAUAUGGUGGUUAACUUAUAUGAUUAAAGGAAUAUUCACUGGUAGACUAGGGGCGAUCACUAGGGCUGGGUAUCGGCACUGAAAUAACCCAGUACCAAGUAGUAUCGAAACUUCUCCAGUCAAACGAUACCUGCAUUUGAUUCUUUUUGUACCCAGAUCUAGAUAAAAAUUACUAUUUUUAUGGUUUUGCUUUGAUUUAAUGCGACGUGUGAUUGGCCUGCUACCGCAGCUACAGAUAUUAGCUAGCAGCUACAUACAGUCUGUGGUGGUGAAGUCGAGUGCAGUAUAUUUGAAGGAGUUGGCAGUUCAGGUUGCCAAGAUGCCACCAAAAAAAAGGGUAUCGAAUGAAAGACUUUAUUAGUAUCAGUAUCACUUUAAGGGCACUGAUAUUGGUACUGGUAUCGUAAUUUUUUAGAUGAUACCCAGCCCUAGCGAUCACCCCCAUGGGGCCCCCCAUGUUUGAAAAAAACAUAGCAAAAGUGCCCUCUUGGAUCCUACUACGGUAGAAAAAAAACGAAUGAAUGUCCUCUACGGUGCCUUUCCAAUGGAGAAAAUGUGAUGCAGUGCCAUACAGGCUGCCCUACAUACUAGAAAAUUAUUUUUUUUUAAUUGUUGUACUUAAUGUAAUUUUUAAAUUUAAAUCUGAGUCACAUGAUAAAACAAUUUUAAUCUUAACCAGGGUUUUGAACUGUUUCACCAUAAAUGCAUCACAACUGUCUGAGCGCUGGUGCCCCACCGCAUGCAGCUGCUGCCCUUUUUAUUUUUUCUCCCCUGUGCCUCAGACAGCCUGUGUCCGCCACUGUGUAGGAAUGGUAGGAAUACAUGUGUACAUGUGAUGUAAUGUGCAAAGCAUUUAGAGUUUAUGGAAACAUCUAAUAACAACUAAAAUCACCAUUUGAUUUUUAUGAUUUGAAGGCGAGGGCAUUUCAAUUAAAUUAAUCCAGCUUUUCCAAAAUUAAAAACUGAACUAUUAACUACCCUAACAAGCAUUUGGUACACUUUGAAUAAAGCUGCUAUCCAGUUUGCGUCAGUGCCCUGGUGGCAACAAGCCCGGACCCCCUUGUGGCACCCUUAACAAGCCAAGCCAGGACUUCUCACUAUCCAAAACCUAUGGAGGUCACAGCUAUAAUUUUUUUGAGGACUGUUUUGAGGGAAUGCAAAAAUAGUCCUCCCCAUAAAUACUCGCCGUGACUUUACGGGGCUCAGUAAAAAUCAAUGUCAUUUUUUUCUUAGUCACAUAACAGACAUUUCUGUUGUUGCAGCCAUGAUCUUCCCCAUUUAUUUUUAUUUCCUCAAAUGAAUAAAACAGCGGCAUGUAAAUGUCAGCCAGCCCAUGUGGUCAAACAUGAUAUUGCAGCCGCCUUAUUGAAGUCUGCUGAAGGGAAGCAGGUGAAGCUGGCAGUCUUUGAUUAAAACACACUGAGUGUCAAACAAUCAGAUGCAGCCAUGCAAACGCGAAACUGUGAAUGUUCAGGUCUCUGGGAAAGAAACUCUGAAGUAAAUUGUGAAACCAGUCAUAUUCUGACCUCACAACAAGCAAUAGAAAGUUUACCUCAUAUACAAUGAGACAACCGGGAGAGUCAGCUUGUUUUCCAGGGCUGCUAAUGAUAACAACUCCAUGUUUUUGUAAGACUAGUUAGCUACUAGCGAUGGAGUCUGUCAACAAACAAACUAAAUCACCAUCACAGAAACAGUGGGACAUGUUAUGGACUCCACAUGAAAGAAAGGAGAAUGGUCUUCAACUUCAGAUAACAAUCAUCUUGCAGUACGCUCUAAAUGAUCUACUGUCUCAAGUGGAAAAUGUUGAUCAUAUUUUGCAUCGGUCUCGUGUUCACAAUCGGGCGAUGCAUAGAUGACCAAAGCUUUGAGACAAAGACUGUUGGUGUUGGAGAAGAUGUGACUCUAACAUGUAGCCGCCAGUCUAAAUUGUCAGGAUUCUUAUUUUGGAUCAAACUUGCUGCUGGAAACUUUCCUGAAGUUUUAGGAGCUACUUAUACUUUUGAUAGUGCCAACGUUAAUAAGACUCCUCAUAUUACAGCAAAACAAGAGUCUGGAACAUUUAUUCUACAUAUUACCAAAACAGAGCUGAGUGAUACUGCAUUUUACUACUGUGAACAAGUGGUUGAACUACAUACAACAUUUCUGAAUAAAACUUUUCUGAGAGUCGAAGGACCAGAACCUGAUAUCACUGCCGUCAUUCAAGUCCCUCCAUCUGAUCCAGUCCGUCCAGGAGACUCAGUGACUCUGCAGUGUUCAGUCCUCUCUGACUCUGAGAACAGAACAUGUCCAGGAGAUCACAGUGUGUACUGGUUCAGAGCCAAAUCAGAUGAGUCUCAUCCCAGUGUCAUUUACGCUCAUGGAAACAGUGGUGAUGAAUGUGAGAAGAGUCUUGAGGCUCGCUCUCCACAGAAAUGUGUCUACAACUUCUCUAAGAAGGUCAGCUCCUCUGAUGCUGGGACUUAUUACUGUGCUGUGGCCACAUGUGGGGAGAUCUUAUUUGGAAAUGGAACAAAACUGGACAUUGAAGCAGCCGACAUGAGGUUGUUUGGUGAUUCUCUAAGGGCCAAUACAAUGCUGUCUCUGUUGUGUGCUGCUUUGGCUAUAAGUUGGAUUGUUAUAGCCUUACUGAUGUACACCGUCCAGAAAAAACAGUGCAACUGUUGUAAUGCUGCUGGCCUGCAAAGAAAUGCUGCAACAGCCACUGGUGAUCAACAAAGCCAGCAGUUUAAGACAACAUGGAUAUGCAUGAUAGACCCACAGAUGGGCUGUUUUGCAAGCUCAGUGUUAAAUGUGUUUCCCACCCUGCCUGUCUCUUUUGUAUGUACUAGAAAUUUUAAGCUCUUAUGUGGAAAGUUUUUAUUCAAGCUUUCUAAAUGAUAACAUUCUAACAUAAUAACUGACAAAUGCGAUUAAAGAAUAAAGUCAUGUAAACCUAACCUACAGUCUCAAAUAAUAGAUUGUUUGUACAGUAUGUAAUUGAAGAAAUGUUGGGUUUGAACAUAAGAAACGUGUUACUUUGUAAUGUAUAAUUAUGUUAAAAUUAUCCCAGGAAUUAUAAUUGAGAGAGCUGCUUUGUGUAGAUUUAAGAAGUAUUUAAGUACAUUUAUGGACAUUCAUGCUAUUGACAGCAAAAAUGUAUCUCAAGAGUUUUAAGAAACUUAAGAAAAUAUAAGAAUAUCCAGUUGACUUUAAUGAAGCCUUUACCACCAUUGUUUCUUAAUUUGGUGAUUUUUAAACAUAAGAAAACAAUUCUUCUCAGCGGUCUGUUUCUGUGGUUUGAUCCGAUAAAACCAAAUAAGUAUUUUCACUCUGAUGCAAAAGAAAAUGGGGUUUACUAAAAUAUAAUACUUUCACACUGGUAACAGUCUGUUAAUAAAUUCAGUUACAUUUUGUGAGCAGUCUACAAAUUGAUAUAACUGUCAGCCUUAGUAAACUAGUAUCUUCCACUUGCUUAACAAUGCGAAAUAAAGAAAAUAAAAUGCAUUUUUAAGUAA